Marmota flaviventris (yellow-bellied marmot) is the source of this 480-nucleotide messenger RNA. Lineage: Eukaryota; Metazoa; Chordata; Mammalia; Rodentia; Sciuridae. The record is from RefSeq and is a predicted model, not a curated record.
UCCAAGUCCCCCCUGCAGCCCCCCCCCAGGCGAGCCGUCCCCCACUCUGGGGUCUCUGUCUUGCUCACAGGGGCCGAGAAGCUGAUCCACCACCUGCGGAAGCACAGCAUACCCUUCGCCCUGGCCACCAGCUCGGGGACCACGUCCUUCGAGAUGAAGACCGGCAGACACAAGGCCUUCUUCGGCCUGUUUGACCACAUCGUGCUGGGGGACGACCCCGAGGUGAAGGGCGGCAAGCCCCACCCCGACAUCUUCCUCACCUGCGCCCGGAGGUUCUCCCCUGCGCCGCCCCUGGAGCAGGUAGGCUGGGUGCGGGCUGCGAGGGUCCCGCUGUGGCUGCACCGAGCAGAGCCACGUGGCGCCCGCUGAACACCAGGGCUUGGUGCCUGUCCCUGGCCGGCAGCCGGUGAGGUCAGAGCUGCGCCCCAGUCCCCAGUGACACUGGGCCAGGCCCACAGUGGACACCCCACUGCCCGAAGG